This is a messenger RNA of Sesamum indicum (sesame), 518 nucleotides long. RefSeq lists its product as uncharacterized. The record is from RefSeq and is a predicted model, not a curated record. NCBI's taxonomy places the organism in Eukaryota, Viridiplantae, Streptophyta, Magnoliopsida, Lamiales, Pedaliaceae.
UAAUACAAGACUGCCUGACUUGCACACCAAACCAGACCUCAUACUCUUCUUCUCAGUGAAAUCAAUCUGCCCAACUCCAUGAAUACUUCAAAGGGUACUGAAAGGAUUAACGACGAAGGUGCGGUGGAGAUAAACGUGGAAACGGUGGACUACCGAAAGCCGGCGGGCCGCGACAAAGACGCCGUUGAAGAGAAGGCGGAGGUGACUCAUUUGAUCCGUUCCGACUACAAGCCCGGAACCGGUAACGUUGUGGCGGAAGCUGCCGGGAAAGUGGCUGAAAAAUUGAAGUCCGCUGAGGAGGCAGUGUCUCAAUCCAUUGGCCUCAAGAGCGAUAAGAAAACGGAGUGAACUAUUAAGCAAGUAUUCGAAUAGUACGAAGUAUAUGAAUUGUGGAGUAUAUAUAUGACUUGUAGUUUUAGGCGUUGACGUGGUGGCUGAUGAUCUUCAUUUUGUGCUUCAAAUUAAUUAUGAUGUGGUUUUGAUCCUUUAGCGUUGAUUCAAGUGGGAUUUAUAAGUUC